Messenger RNA from Cantharellus anzutake, 962 nucleotides. RefSeq lists its product as uncharacterized. The transcript is spliced from 4 exons. Gene Ontology annotation, biological process: aggrephagy; endosome organization; mitophagy. NCBI's taxonomy places the organism in Eukaryota, Fungi, Basidiomycota, Agaricomycetes, Cantharellales, Hydnaceae. The record is from RefSeq and is a predicted model, not a curated record. Gene Ontology annotation, cellular component: amphisome; aggresome. Gene Ontology annotation, molecular function: K63-linked polyubiquitin modification-dependent protein binding; protein kinase C binding; zinc ion binding. Bases 17 to 883 code for a protein of 288 amino acids.
UUCACAUCGGUUCGUCAUGUAUUACGAGAUGGCGCGCAUCGCAACCAUUUGGCAAGGUAUCAACCCUCGUGGCCUCUCUCCGAUCGCGGACGGAGGAUGUAGCGUGCGAUGUGACUGGUGUCAACAACAAAUUGAGGAGAUCCGAUAUAAAUGUUUGACAUGCCCAGAUUUCGACGCAUGCGACACAUGUUUUAGACGAAUGCGCGGGACUCAUUCUGAUCAUUCCUUCAUCAAAGUGAACGCCGAUUCCGAUAUCAUCGAACCAACCAACAUUACAACCAUAGUCCGACAUGGUGCGAACUGUCACCGUUGUAAGACCAGGAUAUUGGGGGUACGCUAUGUGUGCCUACACCCUGCGUGCCGGGACGUCAAUUUCUGUCAGAACUGCGAGGCCUUACCGGGACCAAGUCGAGCCCAUCCUACUUCACACCCCCUCGUAAAGUUCAGGGAGGAUUAUACAUCCGUAACAUCCAUGCAUUCACAAGGGGAGGGUUCAGAAAUGCCGAGAUAUAAUUGGGAUGUCGUCUUUGAAUUCACUCGCAAUUCAGAACAAGCGCUGUUAGCACGGAGCGCCGAAAAUCCCCCUCAGAGUGAUUCCUCGAAUCGUUCAUCAGUUUAUCUAUUGAAUUCUUCCUCAGUAACAGCCGAAAACGCCAACGAAUGCCCGAUAUGUUUCGAGGACAUGACGAACAACGAGGCUCUCGGUGCGAAUUGUCCCCACACACUGUGCACUUCUUGCAAGGGCAGGAUUGUUGCACAAGCGAUGGCGGAAGGCCAGAGGCCGACCUGUCAUGCAUGCCGUCUUCCCUAUGUCGUUCAGGACCCGGAUCAAAUCGUCGAUGUUGAACCGGAUAACUUGAUCUCUCGCUUGCGGGAUUUGUGACUCUACGAUUACUAGCGUUUAUGGUUAUAAUGGGAGACACCCUGACGAAAUUCUUGUUUUUCUUUCAUCUCCCUUUUUU